AAAUCAGAUAAUUUGCAUUCAAGUAUUAAUUUUGAUGGUGGUGUGUUCAUGUCUUCUCACGAUUUUCAAAAGUUUACAUUCACAUCAUUAACUCACUUAAAAUAUGACAUGAGUGCUAUGAUGCUUAUUAUUAAGGAUACUAACGAAAAGGUGCAAGCACUAAUGGCACAAUCAAACAAUAAUUUUAUAUCCACAAUUUCCCCAAAACAAAAUUCAAAUGAUAUGAACAUAUUCCCAUUAACUAGUGAUGAUGGACUUAUGGCAGAAGAAAAAAAAAUAGAUGAUACUCAUUAUAGAAAUGAAUUGAUUUGUAAAUUAUCAUUGUUGGCUGACAAUAAUAAUUUAAACAAUAGUGUGAGAAGAAUUAUUUCACGCUUGUGUGAUGAUACAUUACUUCUAAGUUAUUCGCUAACUGGUUUCAAACAUAAUAAGCCAUUUGGAAGUCUUAAAAUAUACCAGCACAUAUAA
Messenger RNA from Metopolophium dirhodum (rose-grain aphid), 468 nucleotides. RefSeq lists its product as uncharacterized. The transcript has 4 exons. The annotation marks the transcript as partial. Lineage: Eukaryota; Metazoa; Arthropoda; Insecta; Hemiptera; Aphididae. The record is from RefSeq and is a predicted model, not a curated record.